UCCAGUCUGAGUUGCAGAUACGAUCACAAGUAUUUUCAGGUUUAUAUCUUGACCACAGGGACAAGUAUUAUUUUCAUUACGCUCGCAUACAACAAAUUAUAUAUUGAUUAUUUAGAUCUGUUUCUUGUUCAAACAGCACAAUCAAAUAGAAGCCCGCUAUUUCAAGAAGAAGAAAUAUACAAUCCUAAUCAACGAGGAUGUCGGUGUCCUCGGCCUCGCGUGUUUAUUUCUUCAUCUUUUCAUCCUUUCUCUUCUACUAUUCUAACUUAGCGAUACCAUGUGUGGCCGCCUCAAUGACAGGGUCUUCGGAGUUUCUUCGUAGAAGCACUGGAGGCAGUGACACUGGAGCAAUGGAUACGACUUCGAGAGCCGACCGUCAUGCUGGUAGUAGCAUUGAAAGUCGUGAGGAGGACUCGGAGGAUUCGCCGAGAAUUUAUGCAACUUCUGAUGCGACGAGAGAUUCGGGACCACCGAGUACAGGCCUGAGAGAGUUUGUGGACGUUUUCUGCAACAAAGAAGACGAGACUCGGGAGAGGGCCCUCAAGAUACUGCUGACAGCAGUAGGGCGAGAGGUCCUCGACAUACUAGAAACAGCCAUCGGGCGAGAUAGUACUUCCAAAGUGGGAACCUAUCUUCUGAAUGAAGAGAAGUUCGUGACGCAGCCAGUAUAUCGGAGCAUCACACGCCCGCCACAGGAGGCAUGGACAGAUGGUGGACUAGAUGAAUAUGGGCAACCGGCGGAUGAAGAAGAUUUUGUUGUCUGGAAAGGAUCAGUGGCGGAGCUGAAGCGGAAGGCAGUGGAACAAGAAGGCACAGACUCUUCACCGUCCUGGGCUUCUACUUUCCUGCUCCUGUACCAACAGGUGUCCCUCCUGCUGCGUUCUCUCGGCUGCAGGAGAGGUGGUGGUGGAACAACAGCGUCAACAACUGGACUGAAACAACAUCAACUAUAUCAACAGCGUCCUCCACUCGUUAAUAUCGAAGACGAUUUGGAAGCAGCGCUGGAAGCAUUUCGGCAGCGGAAGGAGGAUGAGGGAGUGGAAUCUUGGAGGAUCAUCGAUGAGACGCGGGUUUCCUCCUUUCCACCGGGUUUCGAGCAGCGGCGGUGGGAAAAUCUGGGACAGUACGUACGCAAUCAUAUUUUUGACCUGUUGGAGGAUGAGUCCCUUUUUGAUCAAGAUAAUGUGGAGCUGUCGCUCGUCGCACGAUGGGAAUAUGAUCCCGGCCUAACUACAGAUGAACAACCGGAUGCAGAGGAAGCACCAGUGUAUAACGAUUUGUUUUUCAACAUACACUUCUUCGGCAUGAUGAAAGCCGACCUUUGUAGCAGGCGGACCCCCAUGAUAGCGGAACAAGAAGAGCAUGGUGCGCUACAACAUCAUGCGCCAGCAGGCGCCGGAGGAGCAUCAUCAUCUGCAUUUUUGGGUAAAGAGUACUAUCGUAGUACUGGGACAACUGCAUCUUCUUCUGUAGUAUGUUCUGCAGGAGAAGACGAGUCCUCUGCCUCGAGUAGUACUGCUGAGUCUACCUCUAGUACAGCUGCAGAGGAGCAGCUGCGACGUCGGUGUCCAGUGCUUUCUGCGACGGCAACCUUCGCGCCGGUCAGGCAGCUGCAGCCACGGCAGAGGAGUUUCACGGGUCUCGAAAUACACAACCAUAAUGUGCAAAAAGGAGGACCGGACGAACAGGCACCUUUCUCCUUGGACUUUGUUGCCGACAGCGAGGUGGGCCGACUAGAAUUCCGAUACGAGGGAGAAGAAGUCCUCGCGGGUGCAGCGCCGCCAGUGCCAUGCGCCUAAGGGCGCAUAAAAAUCAUCCGGAGUCGGAGACACAAAAGAUCUGCAGGGCUCACAAAUUCACCCAAAGGCAAUUCUAUAGACGACGAUCAUUAAAUUUGCAUGGUGAUCAUUAUCAUGAAGAAACGAAAGGCUCGACGCAGUCCACCUUUUUUUUGAGGAAUGUAUCGAGUUGAGACUUCGAGAGGAGUCGUAUUGAAGUAAGGCUCCAAACUUUGAGUAUGAGUAGAGAUUUUCUCCUCGUAAAGAGUACACCUACUUACAUCAAUACUUGAUGGUUGAUCAUAAUUCUCAUGAGGGACGACGACUCCUUGGUGAGUACUUGCCAAAGUAAACGACUUAUGAUGGAUGACAAGGAUAGAAACCUCGCGCUCGCUUGUGAUGUAUGUCAUAGGCUGAUAUUCUCGUCAGCUAUCUAUCAUCUACUGGCUUCAUUCAUUCAUUCAUUUUGACUCUUAUUAUAGUGACUUUGUUCUUGAUUUUGUCUUUGACAAGAGCUUCUCCUGCUUUCGAAC
Messenger RNA from Amoebophrya sp. A25, 2311 nucleotides. The record is from the annotation of a GenBank genome assembly. Lineage: Eukaryota; Dinophyceae; Syndiniales; Amoebophryaceae.